Messenger RNA from Phoenix dactylifera (date palm), 2992 nucleotides. RefSeq names its product pre-rRNA-processing TSR1-like protein. Gene Ontology annotation, cellular component: nucleus; preribosome, small subunit precursor. Gene Ontology annotation, molecular function: U3 snoRNA binding; GTPase activity; GTP binding. NCBI's taxonomy places the organism in Eukaryota, Viridiplantae, Streptophyta, Magnoliopsida, Arecales, Arecaceae. The record is from RefSeq and is a predicted model, not a curated record. Gene Ontology annotation, biological process: maturation of SSU-rRNA from tricistronic rRNA transcript (SSU-rRNA, 5.8S rRNA, LSU-rRNA); endonucleolytic cleavage of tricistronic rRNA transcript (SSU-rRNA, 5.8S rRNA, LSU-rRNA); ribosome biogenesis.
CGAAUACUUAUUUAUGGAUCGCUAAACCCUACCCCUCUCUCUCUCACGCGCUGUCUAUUGGAACAAAGCUACGCUGUGUCUCUCUUCCCGACGAGUGGAAAAAUUCCUUUUUCGCCUCUCCGUCGUCAAACUCUAAGGGAAAGGAGCCGCUUUCCUUAAGCGUUUUGUUCCCUCCUAUUCCCUCUAAAGCCGACAGCAAGGAAGGGUUUUCCCGAUCGUCUCUCCGUUCCCCUGGUCCUCCAUGGGGGGCUCUCGUACUCAGGUCAACAAGGCUCACAAGAGCCGCUUCGCCUCCAAAGCUUCUCGCCAGGUCCACAAGACCUCGCGCGCCGAUAAGAAUCGGAUUGCAAAGCCGGACCACCACCGGAACGCCGUGAAGGGCGCUCGCGCUGCUCGGAUCCAGCGGAGCAAAAUGAUCCGUGAUAAAAAACGAGCUUCUCUACUAAAGGAGAAAAGAACCUCAAGUGGACCAGCAAGUCCUCCUCGUGUUAUUGUUCUUUUUGGACUUUCUUCAUCGGCGAACUUAAAUUCACUUGCCAGAGAUCUUUGGUCAUUGUCCUCGGGAGAGGAUACAAAACCUAUUUCAAUCACUGUUGCUUCUCCUGUUUACAAACUUAGAACAACGGUAUUCGAAGCACCACAUGGAGAUCUAUUAACAUGCAUGGAAAUGGCAAAGGUUGCUGAUCUGAUAGCUUUUGUAGUAUCGGCAAACUCCUUUACCGAUGGAUGCGAAUCCAGUGGCUUAAUUGAUGCAUUUGGAAUUCAAUGCCUUUCUGUCCUCAGAGCCAUUGGUUUACCUAGUACUGCUGUCCUAAUUCAGGAUCUUCCCUUGGACAUGAAAAGGAAACAAGAAUUGAAGAAGAUGGCCGUUUCUUGUCUUUCUUCUGAGUUGCCUGAGGAUUGUAGGUUUUAUCCUGCAGAUACCAAGGAGGAUUUGCAUAAGUUCAUGUGGCUUUUCAAGGAGCAACACCUUUCAUCUCCUCAUUGGAGAAACCAGCGAUCUUACCUUAUGUCUCAAGAGGUUCAAUUGGAGCCUGAUUAUGGCAACCCUGGAAAAUGCACUUUGCUUCUUUCUGGCUAUGUACGUGCUCACAGUCUUUCUGCGAAUCAAGUGAUUCAUGUUGCAGGGGCAGGGGACUUUCAGUUAAGCAAGAUAGAUGUUCUUAAAGAUCCAUAUCCUCUUAAUGAACGGAAAGGUUGUAAUUCAAUGGAUUCAGAAGACGGACAUGGUAUACAGGUUAUCAACACGUUGCUUCCAGACCCCUUGAAUCAGGAAUCUUUGCUUGCUGAAAAUGUACCAGAUCCUUUGGCUGGGGAACAGACGUGGCCAACAGAAGCAGAAAUGGCCGAAGCUGAUGCAAACAAUAAAGAGAGAAAACUAAUCAGAAAGAAAAUCCCUCGGGGUACCUCAGACUACCAGGCUGCUUGGAUUGUGGAAGACACAGACAAUGAGGAUUCAGGAAGCAGUGAAGAAGAAGGUGAUGGGAUGGUGCUGGAUGGGCAGAAUGGGCAGAAAGAUAACUUAGUAGAGGAAAAAUAUGAUCGUUCAGAUAUAGAUGAGAAUUCAAAUUUUAUGGAAAAUUUUGAUGAAGCAACAGAGGCUGAUACUGAGAUGGCUGAUGAUGAGAACCUGACAAAGGAGCAGAUAGAGGCAGAGAUCAAGAAGAUUAAAGAUGCAAAUGCUGAAGAUGAAGAUUUUCCAGACGAAGUGGAUACACCAAUAGAUGUUCCAGCUAAAAGGCGAUUUGCUAAAUACAGAGGACUUAAGUCUUUUAGGACCUCUACAUGGGAUCCUAAAGAAUCUUUGCCACCAGAAUAUGCUAGAAUUUUUGCUUUUGAUAAUUUUACAAGAACACAAAAACAUGUCCUUGCAAAAGUUCUUGAUAUUGAUCCAGGGAGCAUGAAUGACCGUGCACCAGUAGGAACAUAUGUGAGACUCCAUGUAAAAGAUGUGCCUAUUGAUGUUGCCACUAAGUUAUGCCUCCUUUCAAAAAAGUUGCCUGUGGUUUCAAGUGGGCUUCUGCAACAUGAGAUGAAGAUGUCUGUCCUUCACUUCAGCAUAAAGAAGCAUGACUCAUAUGAUGCUCCUAUAAAAUCCAAAGAGAUGUUCAUUUUCCAUGUUGGGUUCCGCCAGUUCUUUGCAAGGCCAUUAUUUUCUUCUGAUAAUAUAAACUCUGAUAAGCAUAAGAUGGAAAGGUUUCUACACCCAGGACGCUUUUCCAUAGCUUCGGUUUAUGCUCCUAUAUGUUUUCCUCCGCUGCCUCUAAUUGUCCUGAAGAAUAGGCAUGGAGAGGCACCUUCUAUUGCCGCCACUGGUUCAUUAAGAAGUGUGGAGCCAGACAGGAUAAUUCUUAAAAAAAUUAUAUUAACCGGUUACCCCCAAAGAGUGUCAAAGAAGAAGGCCACUGUGCGUUUUAUGUUUCACAAUCCUGAUGAUGUCAGAUGGUUCAAGCCUGUAGAUGUCUGGACCAAAUGUGGUUGCCAUGGUCGGAUAAAGGAACCUGUUGGUACUCACGGAGCUAUGAAAUGCGUCUUUAAUGGUGUGAUUCAACAGCAUGACACUGUAUGCAUGAGCUUGUAUAAACGUGCAUAUCCUAAGUGGCCAGAACAACUUUUCCCGUUAUGAGACAGUACGGUGGCGUCCGUCACUCUCGCCUCUCACUGGGAAUGAAGCGUUGGUUCAGAUAUUAGCUUUUAUCCGAUGGUAGCAACUGCAACCUGGUCUUCUGUACAGAUACUUCUGAUGAUUUUUGUUUGAAAUUUGAUAUGAUGCUCGAAGAUUGUCGACCUCCUUUCGGCUAUGUGACUUUCUCAUCCGGUUUUGUGCCUUAAUAUCCGCCCAUGAUUUGUGAGAAGUAUAGCGAUCAUGAACUUGGCUACUUGGUGUUGGCAUUGGUGCUGAUGCUGAAAAUGUCAGAUGAUUUUUGUGUCAAACUCUCGUUACAUUCAUUAUAUUUAUCAAAUAUAUUUAUUUUUUGGCCGUAUUUUUGUA